AUGGUGCAUCUCUCUGAGCAAGCAGCCUCCAUUCUGAAUUGUAAGAAGAAAUUUUUGGACUCCCCCCAGUUUGUGGUGCUGCUGGCCUCUCAAGAUGUCAGUGUGUUCUAAACACACACUAUCCAGUUCCACCUCCCACUCUGGAGCAUGGAAACUCAAGCAGCAUCCAUCAUUACCAUUGAUCAGGAAAGGAAGAAUGGCCUUGGGGGAAAAAGAGUGGCAUUAUGUCUGGAUUUCAAAGCAGUCACUUUGUUGGGUUACCUUCCUCAGGAUUUGAUUGGAACAUCCAUCUUGAUAUAUUUGCACCCAGAAGAUCACCCCUUUAUGGUUGCCAUUCAUCAGAAGAUCCUGAAGUUUGCAGGCCAGCCUCCAUUUGAGCAUUUGCCCAUAAGAUUUUGUACUCAGAAUGGAGAUGUUAUGUUGGAUACCAGAUGAUGCAGUUUUGUGAACCCCUGGAGCAGGAAAGUCGUGUUCAUCAUUGGCCGGCACAAAGUCCAGACGAGCCCUCUGAAUGAAGAUGUUUUUGCUGCAAGAAGCAAAGAGAUGAGCAGUGUCAAUAAAGAGAUAAGAGAAUUGCAGGGACAAAUGUACAAGCUUCUCUUGCAGCCAGUUCAUAGCAAUGAUUCUAAUGGUUAUGGAAGUCUUGGUGGCAAUGGGUCUUAGGAACGUUACAUCAGCAUAGCGUCCUCUAGUGACUCCAGUGGGAAUUGUGCUGAGGAAAACAAAGCAAAUCAAAUAACAUUGCAGCAGGUCUGUGCCAAUGUGAACCGAAUAAAGAACAGUCAACAGCUGCAUACUAAGUCACAGAGCAAACUGCAGAACAGAAAGGAUCCAGUCAUAGAUACUGUACUGCAGGGAAGCAAGCAGAACAUUGCUUCAUAUAUUCUCCAAGCACUGAGAAGUAACAUCACUGAAGGCCUAGAGAGUUCAUCCUGUUAUGAUUCAAGGAAGAUACAACAUGUUCUAUCCUACCAGCAGAUCAGCUGUGUGGACAGUAUCAUCAGGUGGUAAACUUGCUCUAGAAUUAUUUUGGGGAAGUUCUACAGUCUGUGUUAUGCAGGAGGUCAGACUAGAUGGUCACAAUGGUUUGGUCAGGCGUUUGAAUCUAUGAACAUUAUAGCAUUCUCAUUCAUUGAAAGGGGGAGCAAACCCCAGGAUGUCAGGCUAAAGAGUCACUUGUUUUCCUUCUCUUUUGUAGAAGUGACUGCAAUAGAAGAUGCCACUCUGGGGUGUGAACAAAUUGAGCUGCCUCCUCUGAAUGCUCAGAGUCCCACUCUGGGGUGUGAACAAAUUGAGCUGCCUCCUCUGAAUGCUCAGAGUCCCACUGUGCUGCUUGAGGAAUUGAAGCAAGUUGGACUAACAAAGGAGGUUUUGUCAGCCUACAAUCUGAAAGAGGAGCAGAACUACACUGACGGGCUCCACCAGAGGAUAUUCUCCUCUCUGUAUAAGUCCUGUCUCUAGCAAGGGAGCAGAAGCAACAGUGGAUUUUCCGCUGGUCAAAGUAGGCACCAGUUGUUCUGUGUGGUAAGUGAAUUAGUAAUUGAGUCUAGUUCUGCAUCUUGUGACCUAAUCAAUAUCUUACUAGUACUGCAAAUUCAAGCAGGAUGUUUUCUUCUAACUGCUGGGGCUUAAUAGUAGUCACAGCACAGAAGUCUCUACCCAGUCCUAGAUACUGCUAUCCUGGACUUGUAUCAGGACAUGUAACUCUUACAAUAAAUGCUGCAAAAGGCCACACAGCAGUGUAAUGCCUCCUAUUACUAGAACUCCAAUACGCUGAAAAAAUAGGUCGGGGUAAGCCUAGGAGAGCAGUCAGAGGGGCUGAUGGGAUAUAGAAGAGGACUGUCUGGGCCUGCUAGCAAAAAUUUUCCUACCUUGACUGGAGAAACUGUCCAGGGCGCAUAUUCUGCUAAAUUAACUCUCUGAAUGUGUUGCAUAUUCUGCAUUAUUUCUCUGAAGGCCUGUCUCUGUCUCUCCAGACCUGCUGCUUCAGUGAGUGACUAUUUUUCUCUCUUUUAGGAGACUCCCCUUCAAAGCAGACCAGCCCAGUUAGCUGUAGAAGAGGCAAAUGUAGGAAACUCAAGCGCCAGAACCCACUAGAGCCCUCAUACAA
Messenger RNA from Gopherus evgoodei (Goodes thornscrub tortoise), 2110 nucleotides. It is a transcript of the gene PER3, whose product is annotated as period circadian regulator 3. Gene Ontology annotation, molecular function: transcription cis-regulatory region binding; transcription corepressor binding. Gene Ontology annotation, biological process: entrainment of circadian clock by photoperiod; circadian regulation of gene expression; negative regulation of transcription by RNA polymerase II. Lineage: Eukaryota; Metazoa; Chordata; Testudines; Testudinidae. Gene Ontology annotation, cellular component: nucleus; cytoplasm. The record is from RefSeq and is a predicted model, not a curated record.